This is a messenger RNA of Caenorhabditis remanei, 1146 nucleotides long. RefSeq lists its product as uncharacterized. The record is from RefSeq and is a predicted model, not a curated record. The transcript has 3 exons. Bases 1 to 1146 code for a protein of 381 amino acids. Gene Ontology annotation, molecular function: protein binding. Gene Ontology annotation, biological process: innate immune response. Lineage: Eukaryota; Metazoa; Nematoda; Chromadorea; Rhabditida; Rhabditidae.
AUGUCACUUUUCAAAUUCUUCUUUUGCUGCUCGUCCUCACGAAAUACCGCGUUGGAAUCGUCUUCUGUAGCAGAAAUGUCACCAAGUGCAGAUUCAGCGUCGGAGUUGUCUAAUCCAGAGUCACCAACUGAACACGAUGCUUUCAUUUUGAACAUGCCGGAUCUAGUUAUGAGAGAAAUCUUGAAGAAUCUUGACAUCUUGUCAAUUCAGAAACUUCGAAAAGUUUGUCACGCACUCCGUGAAUUCAUUGAUUAUUCAAAACCAGAUAACAACUUUUUUUGUAUUGCUAUCGAGAUGGAAGCUGAUGAGAGUAGAACAAAUGAGAUAACGGGCAGAGCAUUUUCUCGUAUUCUUCAUAAUUCGGAAUCUGAAGUUUAUUAUAAAUCGAACGAGAUUUUCUUCAAAUACGCAGAGCAUAAUGAUGGCUGUGAAGUGACUGACAAAAACUGGCCAUGGAAGAAGAACAUUAUCGAGAAGAACUUUAUCGAUGCGCAUACUGACGAUUUUCUGAUUCCAAUGUUAAAAAAUCAGAAGUCGCUGCUGGACUCACUCUAUUUAUUACCAACAAUCCCUAAGAAGAGUUCAUUGAAAAAUGUUGAAAAAUUUUUGGAUAGUGUCGUGCAAGUUCUGGAAUCAAGGGACCGUCUUCUCAAAGUCAAAUUUCUAGCUGUUUGUGUAGUCGGGCAAGAUCAACUAAUGGAAUUGCUUCGUUGUGUUGACUUGAAGUCACUGAAAGUUUUGCAAGUGUUCAAUGCGGUUGACACAGAAAAUUAUGAAGAUCUGUAUUUGAAUUUUGAUAUACUAGAAGGCUGUGAAACUCUUUUCGAUCUUCAUGUGCAUAAAUCCACCAUUUCCUCUAAACUCAGCUCAUUGGCCCAUAUUUUGAAUCUUAUUGUUCAUAUGGACAACGUUCAUUACGAAGAGCUAUUGGAUUUUAAAGAGAGAUUCAUUCAUUCAAAAAAUGCUCAUAACGCGGAAAUCCACUAUAAAGAGUUUCCCGACAAGUCUCGAUUCUUGGCUUCUCUCGGAUUCUCAGACGACUCCGGUCAUCGUUGGUUUUUCGAAAUGCCUGAUAGACUGAUUACAAUUGAAAACAAGAUCUCAUCGUGUUUUUCCUUUAAAAGCGAAAAAAAAAUCAUAAGUUGA